CAAGCGUCUAGAUUAUUUCACCGCCUAUAUUCUUCAUUUGACCUCAAUAUCAAAAUAAAAUUGAAUAAUCGUCGAUUUAAAAAGUGUAUUUAUGUUAUUUCAAAAACCAUUGUCCAUAGAAAAAGCUAAAUUCACUGAGUAAUCAGAUUAAUCGAAUAUCUCGCAACAUAAACAAUAAUAGUGAAUUUCAUCAGGAUUAGAUUAAGAAGAUAAUUCACUAUUUACUGAUCUCAUUAUUUACAUUUCUCAAGAACAAAAUAAAUAAAAUUACUUAUAUCAACGGCAGCCAACUGAUAUUAAAGCAUAAUGACUAGUGCAUCAGCAGUUCUUGAUGUAGUUGUUGAAAAUAAGGAAAUUUCUUCAAUUCUUAAAGGAAACAAAGAUAACGACCAAUCAAGUAUUUGUAGUGGUUCAAUAGAUAAUUCAUUUGUGCAAUCCCCCAGUUUUGAGAGCUUCUCUACAAUUCAGGAUAUGGAAAAUCUAGCUGAAUUGAACAUGGAUGAGAAUUCCGAUCUUUGUGUUAAGAUUGACAAUCCGCAGAAACAUUUGGUGACAUUAGAAACGUAUAUCACUUUUCGAUUAACAACAAAAGUAGCUCGUAUAGAAUUUCCAGAAAAUGAGUAUUGUGUUAGAAGAAGAUAUAACGAUUUUAUAUGGCUUAGACAAAAAUUGGUGGAUAACCACCCAUUCUGUAUUGUUCCUCCUCUACCAGGGAAGCAUUCACUAAUGGGACAACUUGAUAGAUAUUCCAAAGAGUUUAUACUCUUACGUAUGAAAGCACUCAAUCUUUUCAUGUCUAGAAUCGUUCAACAUCCCAUCUUAAGUUGUAACGAGCAGCUGUUCUACUUUCUAACUGCCAAACAAGAGGAUUUUUCGGCUCAUCGUAAACAAAAACUGAUGGAUCCAAAUUCAAGAUCUCAAAGUUUGAGCAAUUCAUCUAUAACCACCACUAAGACACGUCAUUAUGAAUUCGACAAAAUGAAAACUUACUUAACUGCUCUGUCGGAAAAGUUGAGUUCUGUGGAGAAAAUUUCCAACAGAAUCAUAAGAGAAAGAGCCGAGUUCAUCACUGAACUCAACAGUUUCCAUCCAAUUUUCACCACUUGGGCCACAAGUGAGCCAGAGUUGGCGGGUAUUCUUCAAGGUAUUGGUCAUGCUUUGGAGAGAAUGUCAUCGUCUCAAAAUAUUUUAGUACAAAAUUACAACAACACGAUGGCGAACCCGAUGAAAGAUUUCUUGAGUUAUAUCGAUGUCGUUCAGGACACUUUAAAAAGGAGGGAGUCGCAUCAGCAGGCAUACGAAAAUGCCAUAGAAGAACUGAAUAAGAAGCACAAUCAGAAAGACAAGCUUGUUGCGAUUUCUCAAAACCAAGAGGGUGCUGGUGUGCAAUCGUGGAAACAGAGAAACUGCGAUGAACAAUUAGAAAAAUUAGGUACCCAUAUCCCGCAAUUGCUGAAAAAGGUAGAAGCCAAUCAAGACUAUCUGGAAUGUGCAAACGAGAGCUUGAGAAGCGACUUGGAGAGAUGGCAGAUAGAAAAACAAGACUGCAUAAAAAAGAUUCUUUUGGACUUUGUGAACAAACAAAUAGAAUAUGAACAGUCGCAGGUCAACGCUUGGGAACAGAUCACAAAUGAAAUCACUGCAGGUUUUGCCGUUAAUAAUAAUUCUAACUGAAUAUACAUUGUUUUUUUGUAAUUAAUCUUUAUUAUUUUUUUUUUAUAAAUAACAUUUAUUUGUUGUGUUUAUAUUUUGGUUGUCUAUUUAUGUUGAAAUACACCAUUUAAAUUA
Harmonia axyridis is the source of this 1788-nucleotide messenger RNA. Its product is annotated as sorting nexin-30-like. Bases 307 to 1674 code for a protein of 455 amino acids. The transcript has 6 exons. Lineage: Eukaryota; Metazoa; Arthropoda; Insecta; Coleoptera; Coccinellidae. Gene Ontology annotation, molecular function: phosphatidylinositol binding. The record is from RefSeq and is a predicted model, not a curated record.